Messenger RNA from Hemisphaericaspora subhashii, 1848 nucleotides. RefSeq names its product putative ATP-dependent RNA helicase (gene SPB4). Lineage: Eukaryota; Fungi; Ascomycota; Pichiomycetes; Serinales; Debaryomycetaceae. Gene Ontology annotation, molecular function: ATP binding; RNA helicase activity; nucleic acid binding. The record is from RefSeq and is a predicted model, not a curated record. Gene Ontology annotation, cellular component: nucleolus. The coding region runs from base 1 to 1848 and encodes 615 amino acids. The transcript has a single exon.
AUGAAAACAAAGACAGAAUCCCUUUCUUGGGAUAAUAUACGAUACUCGCUCCACCCAUGGAUCAAAGAAGCAAUCUCCUCCCUCGGAUUCCCCACCAUGACCCCAGUCCAAGCAUCCACCAUCCCAUUACUCAGUGGAAACAAAGAUGUCGUAGUUGAAGCAGUAACAGGAUCCGGAAAAACACUUGCAUUCGUAAUCCCGGUAUUACAAAAAGUUUCCGACCGGAUGUAUAGUUCAGACGGAGAAGAUGGACCUGAACCGGUGAAGAGGGGACAUAUGUUGGCAGUAGUCUUGAGUCCGACUAGAGAACUUGCGAGUCAGAUCCAAGCUGUUUUCAAUCAAGUAUUGGAAUUUCUCCCCGAGGGAAAAAACCCCAUCAAGACUCAAUUGUUGGUAGGUGGAGGUUCAUUGGGGACUAUUAGAGAUGAUUUGGAUUUCUUUUUGAAAAACCAACCUCAGAUAUUAAUUGCUACACCUGGGAGAAUGUUGGAUUUUUUGGGAUCACAAUAUGUGAAGACACAAUCUACUGAGAUUGUUAUAUUGGAUGAAGCGGAUAAAUUGUUGGACUUUUCAUUUGAGAAGGAUGUUAUUAAUAUAUUGAAACGAUUACCUAAACAGCGUAGAACCGGUUUGUUUUCAGCUACGAUAAGUUCAGCCGGGGCGGAUAUUUUUAGAACUGGGAUGAAUAAUCCAGUUAAAGUGACAGUUAAAUCCAAGAAUUUGUUGGGGGAGAAUCAAAUUGCUCCAAGUAGUUUACAACUUUCAUAUAUGAUGAUCCAACCAGAAUGUAAAAUAUCAACCUUAUUACAUCUAUUAUCCAACUAUCAAUUCAAAAAAUCAAUAGUCUAUUUCCCAACCUGUACAUCAGUCAAACAUUUCUAUUCAAUCUUCCACACUCUCCAUGCCGAUCAAAACCUAAAAUUCUUCUCCCUUCAUGGUCAACUAUCCACCAAAUCCAGAAUGAAAACCCUAUCCAGCUUUGCUGAAGGUGACACCAACAUCAAUAAAUUCAUCCUCAUGACCACCGACGUCGCUGCUCGAGGUAUCGAUAUCCCCGACGUUGAUCUCGUGAUCCAAAUCGACCCACCAACUGACCCAAAUGUAUUCUUACAUAGAUGUGGUAGGACAGGUAGGGCGAACAGAGUAGGUAGGGCGAUUGUAAUGUUGAAUCAAGAUUGUCAAGAGGAGGAUUAUAUCGGAUUCAUGGAAAUUAAAGGAGUUUCCCUCUCACAAAUGACCACUCCUGAUGUGACUUCCGAUCAUCGAGAAUUACAAACUAAGUUAAGGAAAUAUAUGCUUGAAGAUCGGGCAAGACAUGAUUUGGGAAUUAAAUCCUACGUUGGAUUUAUUCGAUAUUAUUCCAAACAUGUAGCUAGUUCUAUUUUUAGAUUGUCAACAUUGGAUUAUUUAGGUGUGGCUAGGAUGUAUGGAUUAUUGAGAUUGCCAAAGAUGCCGGAACUGAGAUAUAUUGCCAAUGAGGAUAUGCCUGAAGAUGGAUGGUUAGGAGAGGUUAUUGAUAUGGAUAAGUAUGCUUAUGCUGAUAAAUUACAGGAGAAAUCGAGGUUGGAGAAUUUGGAAGCAGAUAGAGAGAGGAAGAUUCUGGACGCGAAGAGGAGGAAGGAAUUGAAGGUGAAAAAUGAAGCUUGGUCAAGUAAAGUGGAAAAGAAGGAGACUAAACAAGAAAGAAGGGAGAAGAUGAAGAGAAAGAGAGAAUUGAUUGAGAAACAAAUCAUGGACGAAUCUUCUGAAGAUGAACAAACGGUAGAAGAUUGGAAGGAUAUAGUUAGAAAGAAUAAAAAGAAAAAGAACAAUAGUGGAAGUUUGCAAGGGUCUUUUGAAGGAUUAUAA